Molecule: messenger RNA, 669 nt
Organism: Colletotrichum orchidophilum
Lineage: Eukaryota; Fungi; Ascomycota; Sordariomycetes; Glomerellales; Glomerellaceae
Product: O-methyltransferase
Exons: 1
Coding region: 1-669 (222 amino acids)
Molecular function (GO): O-methyltransferase activity; S-adenosylmethionine-dependent methyltransferase activity
Source: RefSeq, a predicted model, not a curated record
AUGUCGACUGAGGAGCAAAACACCGUCGCGGCUGCUAACGCCAUCGAAAGCGUCGCUCGAACGAACCUCCUCACACCGAAUACAAAAUUGGACAACGCAAUCACAACUUCUCGAAAGCACAACUUGCCGGAGAUCACCGUUUCCCCGCUCCAAGGCCAGUUCCUCGCCAUCCAGUGUCAGCUCAUAGGCGCCAAAGAAGUUCUCGAGAUUGGCACCCUUGGUGGAUACUCGACCAUCUGGCUUGCGGAAGCGGGUGCGAACGUCACGAGCAUCGAGAUCAGCCCAAAGCACCGCGAUGUUGCUCUUGAAAAUGUGUCGGGUCUCGGCGCCGACAUCAUACUUGGCGCCGCUCUGGACGUCCUCCCUAAUUUGGCCGCAGAAGGGCGCAAGUUUGACAUGGUGUUUUGCGAUGCUUCUUGGGGCGAGCAGGAGAAGUAUUUCGACUGGGCGGUCAAGUUGACCCGAUCGAAGGGAUGCAUCUACGUCGAUAACGUUGUGUGGAACGUGUUGGAGAAGGGAAACGCAGAGGCAGGGAAGGAAUCGUUGUUGACUCACGUUGGGAAGGAUAAGAGAGUUAUGGCGACGCUCGUUCCCAUGAUAUCAACCGCACACACAGUUCUCACAGGUCGCACAAUUUUGGACGGUUUCUUGCUAGCAGUAGUCAACUAG